CACCCACUUGCAACUGCAGCUGCACGCCAGCGGUGGUGGCGAUGCGACGUUUGAUGCAGGAGCCAAGAGGAAGGAGACGGAAAGGUUGGUGGAGCAGCACGUGAUGAAGGAGCAGAAGGUGAUACUGCAUGCACAGGCGAAUGUUGGGGAAUUCCCCUCGCUUAUCGCCAGCAAAUCGCCUGUUCCGAAAGAUGUCGCGAGAGCUAGAAACAGUUUACACAAAAUGGCAAGAGAUUUAGCAGAUCCCCGUGUAGCGGUUGCCAGAGAGACGAGCUACCAGCGAGCCAGGAGGCAGCUUAAAGCUGCAACGGGCAAGUUGGACCGCUUGCUGUACGCCAUGCGCCAACGGCGGGAUUACGCACAAGUGGAAGCAGUGGUGUUUGUGUGGGAAGAGGAGUUCCCGCACUUUGCAGGCCAACGCAAGCACUGGUCCGUCAUCUGCGAGCACUACGCCUGGGCUUUAAACAGCCAACAGCGAUUCCACGACGUCGUUGAUAUAUUCUCCAACUGCUACAGUGACGAUGAAAAGGAGGCACAAACCUCUUGUAGCCUCUACCUCUUGACACCGCGAUUGGCUCAGUCCAUUUUUGUUGCGCUUGGACAUCUUCGCGACGCUGACGGAGCGCUGCGACUGCUAGAUACGAUGCAGCGCCAUGGUGUUCAUGUGACGAAAGUAUCGUACUUUCAUGCACUGAAUGCUCUGCUGCAUGAUCAAUCAUUCACCGAUUUUGAGAGUGUGAUGCAGAUCUGCGAGGCGAUGAUCACGAAACUGCCUGGCGAGAUCGUCCCCUUGUCGCUUCUGCCGAUGGUUAUGAUGACGGCUGCUGCUUGUGGCGAAUCCAAACGGGCAAUGAUGUUUUAUAGUCACCCGCCAGACAUGCCCAUGUCGAUCUUCACCGAGUUUCGUUUUGAGAUCUGUUUACAGCAGCUCAACCAUUUGGGCGAAGACGAGAUGUUAAUGGAGGUUUAUCGCAAUUUGAUGACGUCGACAGAAGCAAGUUUCAAUCUCAAGGGGCGAGUGUCAAAGUACCUUUUCAGGAAGCGAGUGGCGCUGGCUACUGUCGGCACUCGCGACAAACGGCUUGACGUGGCGUGUGAGAUCUUGGAGAUUAUGAACCAGCACAACAUUUCCGUUAACCACCACGCGAUCUACCCGCUGGUGCGUACGCUGAUGCUUGAACCGUUGCCUUUAAAUUGCGUCGACGGUGAGGAGGAAGACAAACACGUAGAAGACGAACGAGGUCAAAUUCGGGUGGAGUCUGCGGACGAUCUACGCAACUUUUUCUCUCGGUUCCCACGUUCGCUAGAGUGGAAUGUAUUCACUUUAUGUGAAGCUAUUGUCGCUGGUGUUCGUGCAAAUCGUGCUGAUUUAGUGGAUGAUCUCUGUGUGUACGCGUUGGAAAGUGACAUGCCAAUCAAAUAUGCAGCUUUGGAGCAGGUGGUGGUCUACUACUAUCGAUUGGGUCUCAUUAAAGAUCUGGAGCGCGUAUCUGUUAUGGUACGUGCACUCCGUCUGAACAAGCACAUUCCUUUGGGUAUCGCAGUGACCGAGAUUGGAAUGGCAGCCAAUUUCCGCCUUCAUCGAUACGAGGAAGUAGUCAUGCUUUUCGAGGAUUUCUCGUCGCUUGACGGCAAGAAAAAACGGAUUUUGAAGCGGCAGUUUAUGCUGCGGACAGUCCUUAAUGCGUAUAAACACUUGGGGCGUGGGGAUGAAGCGAUGGCGAUUCAAGAGCUACUUCGCCAAUUUCACGGCACUCUGUUAGACGACAGUGUCGAAGGAGAGGACGCUAAUAAGGAGAUGAGGCUGGAUGGAGAAAGUAACGCAGUAGAGAACGAACUGACCGACAAUAGCAAUAGUGAUGAGACUGGCGAACGAGAGCGAGAAUCGUUACGUCGCUUUAGCGUUCACAACUCGAGCUAG
Phytophthora infestans T30-4 is the source of this 1921-nucleotide messenger RNA. RefSeq lists its product as uncharacterized. Lineage: Eukaryota; Oomycota; Peronosporomycetes; Peronosporales; Peronosporaceae. The record is from RefSeq and is a predicted model, not a curated record. The transcript has a single exon. Bases 224 to 1921 code for a protein of 565 amino acids.